This is a messenger RNA of Pyricularia pennisetigena, 1368 nucleotides long. RefSeq lists its product as uncharacterized. The coding region runs from base 1 to 1368 and encodes 455 amino acids. Gene Ontology annotation, biological process: protein dephosphorylation. Gene Ontology annotation, molecular function: protein serine/threonine phosphatase activity; cation binding. The record is from RefSeq and is a predicted model, not a curated record. The transcript is spliced from 7 exons. NCBI's taxonomy places the organism in Eukaryota, Fungi, Ascomycota, Sordariomycetes, Magnaporthales, Pyriculariaceae.
AUGGGUCAAACCCUUUCGGAGCCGGUUGUCGAAAAGGCAUCGGCUCGCGGCGAAGAUGAACGGUUUCUCUACGGAGUGUCGGCCAUGCAGGGCUGGCGAAUCAGCAUGGAAGAUGCGCACACGACGGUGCUCGACCUGCUUGCCAAUGAUGCCGAGGCCGCAAAACAGCACAAGGGCAAACUCGCCUUUUUCGGAGUAUUUGACGGCCACGGAGGCGACAAAGUAGCUCUUUUCUCUGGCGAUAAUAUACACAAGAUUGUCCAGAACCAGGACACGUUCAAGUCCGGGAACUACGAGCAGGCCCUCAAGGACGGAUUUCUCGCCACCGACCGUGCAAUCCUCAACGACCCGAAGUAUGAAGACGAAGUGUCAGGUUGCACAGCUUGCGUUGGCCUGUUGACCGAUGACAAGAUUUACAUUGCCAACGCCGGUGACUCGAGGAGUGUCUUGGGCGUUAAGGGACGUGCGAAGCCCCUAUCAUUCGAUCACAAGCCACAAAACGAGGGCGAGAAAGCAAGAAUCACCGCCGCCGGCGGUUUUGUUGACUUUGGGCGAGUGAACGGAAACCUGGCUCUGUCGCGUGCUAUUGGCGAUUUCGAAUUCAAGAAGAGCGCCGAACUUGCGCCUGAGCAGCAAAUAGUGACUGCUUAUCCCGAUGUUGUGGUCCACGACAUGGGCGAUGACGAUGAGUUCUUGGUCAUUGCAUGUGAUGGUAUCUGGGAUUGCCAAUCCUCACAAGCAGUCGUUGAGUUUGUCAGGCGAGGAAUUGCAGCCAAGCAAGCUCUGGAGAAGAUUUGCGAAAACAUGAUGGACAACUGCCUGGCCUCCAACUCGGAAACUGGCGGCGUUGGCUGCGACAAUAUGACAAUGAUAAUCAUUGGUUUCCUGCGAGGCCGUACCAAGGAGGAGUGGUACGAGGAGAUCGCAAGGAGGGUUGCGAACGGCGACGGCCCCUGCGCUCCCCCAGAAUAUGCCGAGUUUCGAGGGCCUGGUGUCCACCACAACUUUGACGACAGCGACAGCGGUUACGAUGUCGACAUGGACCAGAGCAAGGGCAAGACGUUUGGAAUUGGCGGGUACAAAGGACGCGUCAUAUUCCUCGGCGAUGGCACUGAAGUCCUCACCGAUGCGGACGAUAAUGCCAUGUUUGAGUCGGAAAAGCAGGACCUUGACAGCCAGGUUGCCAAGACGGGCUCGUCCGAAGAGGACGGAAAGACGGAGGACCAGACAAAUAAAAAGGAGGGCACAACAGACGGCAAGGCUGACGACGGGACCAAGGAGGCUAGCGAUGAGACCGAGGCCAAGGCGGAUGCUAAGGCGGAGAAGAUUGACGCUGCUGUGAAAAAGGACGAGGAUGUCAAGGUCUGA